AUGGACAUUUGCGGAGCAUGCGGCGUCCAGAAAAAUGAUGCCAUGGUCCAAUGUGACCGAUGCGAUACUUGGUGGCACUUCGGAUGCGUCGGAGUGGAUGAGAGCGUCAGCGAGAGGAGCUUUAUCUGCCCCAAAUGCGAGAAUUCCACUUCGCUGCUACAGUCGCAGCCCACAACUGGCGUAGAGCUAAUACCACCCAUUGAUAGCAUAUCUCUGACGUCCAGAAGAUCGUCCGUUUCGAAUGCGAGUGCGCGAGCUCGUCUAAACCUAGAGAAACUCGAAGUUAAGAAAGCCCUAGCCGAGAAGACGUUAAAUCUGGAACUUCGUGAGCAGGAGCGAAAGCUCGAGCUUGCUCGUCUGCAGAAUGAAGGAGAACUGGAACGGAAGAAGCUUGAAUUGCAACGGGAGUAUGAAGAAGAGAGGAUUCGUUUGAUGGAGGAAGAGCUAGUGGAAGAAGAGGAACGAAGCGUACGUUCUCAGCAAAGUAGCAGUAGUAAGGUACGACAGUGGAGAAGUCAAUUGCAGUUCGGUGGGGCCUGUUCGACGAUGCGAUACCCUGCAGCGAAUGAGGCACGAGGCGAACGCAAUGUGAAAGUGACCACUACGACGACUACGGCGGCUUCUGAUGUACCUGUGUCCCAGCCGCUAAACUCGACAUCACGCCUCACUGAAGAAGCAGCAAAUAACCACCAGCAAGCCGGUGACGGUGGCAACGGAUUUGAGGUACAGGCCCUGCCGAAAGCGAAGACGUGUAUUGGGACUGGAGCAGUUCCAAAACAGCUUCCAACCAGCACACCGAGUGGCGAAAUAGUAAAGUCUUUCCCUCCCCCAUCGAUGCCUUCGGUAAGUGCUCACCCGAGUGGGGUUGAAAUGGAGAAAUCACACACUAGACUAGCUAACAGUAGACAUACUAUAGGGACAGGUUCGCCAGGACCACUCAGUGGGUUCGAUAGGGACCCACUCAAUAGCAUAGCUAGAGCUAGUAUAGGCUUAGGGGUUCCCCAAAACAAAAUCUCCACCCUUUCCGUUAGCAACGUUGCACAAGCAAUGCAUAUGCAUUCUUGUGAAAGUAAAUUUCUACAAAGUGAACAAGUAUCCUUCCGACCAACGAAGGAUAGCAGUGUUCUAUUUCCGACUUACGCGUCGCGUCCUAUUGUUUCGUGUCGGGAAUCAAUGUCCAGAGUUGUGGUGGAUCCUCUAAUGUCAACGCGUGUGAUCAAUGAAGCAAGUGCAUGUGAUCCGUCAGUGUCAAUGAAGUAUCCGCGUACAGAGGCAGUUCCAGGUCGACAUCGUGAUAUACCAUCUAGCAGUCUAGGUGUAAGACAAAGAGACGAGGUUAAGCAGCAUGUAUUGGCGGACGUGACAGAACAGCAGACCGGCAGAUCAUCUUCAAGAGCUCCACGUGAACCAAAUACAGGUGAUAUUUUACAGUCUAUCCGUACUGGAUCGUUGCCACAAGGCGGUUCCGGAAUCACACCCGACCUUCCGGGAUUCCAGAGGUUGAACACAGUAAACCUACAAGUAGAUGGGCCUUCUGCAACCCAGAUUGCGGCUAGGCAAGUAAUGCCAAGAGAUCUUCCGUUAUUCUCUGGGAAUCCAGAAGACUGGCCUGUUUUCAUCAGUUCCUUCAACAACUCCUCACAGGCUUGCGGCUAUACCGAUGCGGAAAACUUGAUACGUCUACAACGCUGUUUGAAGGGUACGGCAUUGGAAGCGGUUAGAAGUCGAUUGCUGUUUCCUGCUGCAGUUCCUCAUGUCAUCGCUACGUUGGAGACCUUGUAUGGAAAGCCGGAACAUCUUAUUUUCAUGUUGGUGAAAAAGGUUCGUGAGGUGCCCGCGCCGAAAUCGGAUAAACUGGAGACGCUGAUUGGCUUCGGCAUGGCGGUCCAAAACCUAUGUGAUCACGUAGAAAUGGGACAACAAGAAGCACAUCUCAACAACCCUACUCUUCUGUACGAGCUAGUUGACAAGCUUCCAGCCAACUUAAAGCUGGAUUGGGCGCUGUUUAAGCAGGAAGCACCGGUAACCAACCUGCGAACUUUCGCUCAGUUUAUGUCGAGACUUGUGACUGCCGCAGCGGACGUGACUCUACACAUAGAACCAAGAGCAAUGCAGAAGGUAAAGCUGGAGAAACCCAGAGAAAAGAUUUUUUUGGGAGCGCACGCCGGAUCAAAACACAUCAACGAUGCGACGAAGAUGAGCGGGUCACAAGGGCACUCAGGACGAUCGGAAAAUUCUAUUGUCUGUCUAGUGUGCAAGGAUACAGGACAUAAGGUCAGGGAAUGCAAGCAAUUUGGUGAUAUGACGGUAGAUGAGCGGUGGAAAACUAUUCAAGCUUAUUCACUUUGUCGAACUUGUAUCGGCGCUCAUGGAAAACGACCAUGCAAGUCUAAAAAGUUGUGUGAUAUAGAAGGGUGUCAAGCAAAACAUCAUACUCUUCUACACUCGACUCAAACCCGUUCAGAAGUAUCAGAACCUAUUCGUGGAAUUAUGAAUCAUCAUCACGCAGCUCGUUCCAGUCUAUUUCGUAUUCUUCCAGUAACACUAUUCGCUAACAAUCGUUCUAUCGUGGUAUACGCUUUUCUCGAUGAGGGAUCGUCACGAACACUGAUUGAGGAGGAUGUCAUCAAGCGACUAGGGGUAGACGGAGAACCUAGCCCGUUAUGCCUUCAAUGGACGGCGAACAUCAAGAGAUUUGAGAAGAACUCGAGGAAGGUUAGCCUGGAGAUAGCAGGAGGCAGCAAGAAUUACCGAUACCAGCUGUUCGAUGCACAAACCGUGAACCGACUGGAUCUGCCUCGGCAGUCAAUGCGCUAUGCAGAGAUGGUGGCGAAGUAUCCCUAUUUGGAAGGAUUGCCUAUCGAGGAUUAUGCAAAUGCCGUUCCGAAAAUACUGAUCGGCAAUGACCAUUCGCAUCUAGGAGCUAGUUUGAAGAUAAGAGAAGGGAACCCACAAGAACCAAUUGCCGCCAAAUCACGUUUAGGAUGGACCAUCUAUGGAUCGGUAUCCGGAGCAAGCGAGAGAGCUCUAAGUUUUCACAUUUGCAGUUGUGAAACAAACGCUUCUCUCCACGAAUUGGUGAAGAAAUAUUUCUCCAUCGAAAGCCUGGGAGUGAAGGCCAUUGACUGUCCGGAAUCGAAAGAAGUUCAGAGAGCUAAUCGAAUUCUGCAGCAUACUACGAGGCGCGUCGGACAGCGAUAUGAAACAGGCCUCAUAUGGAAGUACACGAUUAAAUUUCCCGACAGUUAUCAAAUGGCCAAGAAACGAAUGCUUUGUUUGGAGCGACGAAUGGCUAAGAAUUCGAUAAUAGGAAACAGCGUUAAGAAACAAAUUAUUGAAUACCAAGAAAAGGGGUAUAUACAUCCAGCAACCGAAACGGAAUUGAAGGAAGCUGACCCUCAAAAAAUCUGGUACCUGCCACUAGGCGUUGCUCUGAAUCCCAAAAAGCCGGAUAAAAUCCGAAUAUUCUGCGAUGCAGCGACUAUGGUAGAAGGAGUCUCACUAAACUCCAUGCUGUUGAAGGGACCAGAUCUGAUCAGUUCUCUACCUGCGGUACUAUUCGGAUUCCGAGAGAAACGCUUUGCAAUCUGCGCUGACAUCAAAGAGAUGUUCCAUCAGAUUCAAAUAAGAAAAGAGGACCGGAACGCUCAGCGGCUGUUGUGGAGAGAUGAUACAGAAACCGAACCAGUAACGUACAUUAUGGACGUGGCCACAUUUGGCUCCACAUGCUCCCCUUGUUCCGCCCAGUAUGUUAAAAAUCUGAAUGCUUCCUCUCAAGCGGUAGAGUUUCCAAGGGCGGCCGAUGCUAUAAUCAGGAAACAUUAUGUCGACGACUACCUGGAUAGUGCAGACACAAUAGACGAAGCAGUGCAGCUGGCGAAGGAUGUACGGACCGUACAUUUUCGGGGUGGAUUUCAUAUCAGAAACUGGAUGUCAAACUCCGGAGAAGUACUCAGACGAGUCGGGGAAAUCAGUUCAGCAACAAAAAAGGACCUCGUGCUAGAUAGAACCAGUGCUACGGAACGAAUUCUCGGAAUGCUAUGGAGCCCCGAGCAAGAUGAGUUCAGCUAUUCUGCUAGUAUGCUAGUAGCUCAGCAGCGUCCGACCAAGCGCAUAGUUCUCCGAGUGGUGAUGAGUCUGUUUGACCCUUUAGGACUCAUGUCAUUCUUUGUCAUUCACGGCAAGAUUCUAAUUCAGGAUAUUUGGAGAGCGAAGACAGAGUGGGAUGAACCUAUCCCCGAGAAGCUGUGUCAGCGUUGGUGGCAGUGGACAAAGUUGUGUGAACAAUUGGAUUGUAUUCGCAUUGCUCGUUGCUAUUUCCCGGAUCGGCACACGAACGAGUUCCUAUCGUUACAGCUCCACGUUUUCGUUGACGCCAGUGAAGGAGCCUAUGCCUGCGUGGCGUACUUGAGAGCUGAAUACGAUGGAACGGUGGAAUGUGCACUGGUGGCCGCUAAGUCAAAAGUUGCGCCUCUGAAAUCUUUAUCGAUUCCACGCUUGGAGCUUCAAGCGGCUGUACUCGGAGUACGCUUACAGAAAAUGAUCCGCCAGGCGCACGGUCUGGCAAUAGGGGAGUGUUUCUACCAUACCGACUCUAAGAAUGUAUUGGCGUGGAUUAAGUCGGAUCACCGCAACUAUCGACAGUUCGUGGCCGUAAGGGUUGGAGAAAUCCUGACUGAAUCAACCGAACAGGAGUGGCGCUGGGUCCCAUCUAAGGAAAACGUUGCAGAUGACGCCACAAAGUGGGGAAACGGACCUUGCUUUUUACCGCAUAGCCGUUGGUUUCGAGGGCCUGAAUUUUUAUAUCGUGUGGAAAACGAGUGGCCAGUAGAUAAACAGAGUAAAUAUGAGACAACAGACGAGAUACGGACUUGUUUGGUUCACCAAGAAGUCAGAAUAAUUGGAACUAUCGAGUGGUCUCGUUUUUCUAAGUGGAACCGUUUAUGGCGUACCACGGCGUAUGUUCUGCGAUAUCUGAAUAAUUUAAGAAGAUACGUACGAGGCGAACAGUUGCAAUAUGGGGCGUUAACUCGUGAGGAGCUGGCUGAGGCUGAAGUUAAUAUCUGGCGGCAAGUUCAAAAUGAAGCGUAUGCGGAAGAAAUUCGUACUAUUGAGAUGGCACAGCAGAGCUCACCAGGUGCGGUAAAAAGAAAUAAUACUACUAGCAAGUUGUAUCAGCUGUCUCCCUUCGUAGAUGCUGCCGGAGUUUUGCGGUCGGAGAGCCGCAUUCCUAAGUCGUCUUUCGUAUCGUACGAUACCAGGUGUCCUAUCAUUCUUCCCAAGAAUAGCUGGGCUACGGUGCUGCUGGUGGAAUGGUAUCAUCGAAAGUUUUUGCACGCAAACGGAGAGACCGUUCUGAACGAGAUGCGGCAGCGGUAUCAUGUUUCCGGACUUCGAACAUUGAUACGUAUUGUAGCGAAACGCUGCAAUUUAUGUCGAUUAAGAAAAACGGCACCUUCUGUGCCGCGAAUGGCGCCGCUGCCUGAGACGAGAACACAAGCAUUUACGCGACCUUUCUCGUACGUAGGAUUGGACUACUUUGGCCCCCUAGCAGUUCGCGUAGGUAGGGCAACCGUCAAAAGGUGGGUCGCUUUGUUUACGUGCCUGACCAUCCGCGCCGUGCACUUAGAAGUGGUUCACUCGCUCAGUACGGAGUCUUGUAAAAUGGCCAUUCGCCGUUUUGUUGCGCGACGAGGAGCUCCGGUGGAAUUUCACAGCGACAAUGGCACUAACUUUGUCGGUGCCAGUAAUGAUCUACGAAAAGAGCUGACCAAUGUUAAUGCUGAGCUUGCAGAGACGUUCACCAACUCUACUACGAGAUGGUGCUUCAUUCCACCGUCGGCGCCACACAUGGGCGGAGCAUGGGAGAGGCUUGUUAGAUCUAUCAAGACAGCCCUGCAAGCUAUGUAUACUACUAGGAUCCCAGAUGAGGAAACUUUCGGGACUCUUAUCGUGGAGGCAGAAUCGAUCGUGAAUUCUAGACCUCUAACCUUUGUUCCGGUGGAUCCAAACCAGGAGGAAGCACUAACUCCAAACCACUUCCUCUUGUUAAGUUCAAGGGGAGUAACGCAACCGGUGAAAUCUUUAGCGGAGCCAGGACAAGCCUGUAAAAGCAGCUGGAAUUUAUGCCGUAUCAUGGUCGACUCGUUUUGGAGACGAUGGAUCCGGGAAUACCUUCCCACGAUAGCUAGAAGAACUAAAUGGUUCGAAGAAGUUAAACCAGUGGACGUAGGAGACUUGGUUAUAGUUGUAACCGAAGUGGCACGCAAUGGAUGGAUCAGAGGACGUAUUAUUGAAGUUAUUCGAGGACGUGACGGGAGAAUUCGACAGGCGGUUGUGCAGACUUCAAAGGGAGUGAUCCGUCGGCCGAUUGCAAAGUUGGCUGUAUUGGAUGUAAUGAAUAGUAACGUUGCCCAGAAGAAGUCAGGGACAAGUCACGAGUCGAGAACCGCUGUUGAAAAUCAUAAAUACCCCUCGGCUGGCGAUUGUUGCGCUUGUCCGUCUAGAGGUGAUCGUUCCGGUAAACAUGCACCGGUCGAUGUCAAGAAGUUGGUGGGAUGA
Molecule: messenger RNA, 6561 nt
Organism: Armigeres subalbatus
Lineage: Eukaryota; Metazoa; Arthropoda; Insecta; Diptera; Culicidae
Exons: 1
Coding region: 1-6561 (2186 amino acids)
Biological process (GO): DNA integration
Molecular function (GO): nucleic acid binding
Source: RefSeq, a predicted model, not a curated record